Molecule: messenger RNA, 576 nt
Organism: Alternaria incomplexa
Lineage: Eukaryota; Fungi; Ascomycota; Dothideomycetes; Pleosporales; Pleosporaceae
Exons: 2
Coding region: 1-576 (191 amino acids)
Biological process (GO): transmembrane transport; metal ion transport
Cellular component (GO): membrane
Molecular function (GO): metal ion transmembrane transporter activity
Source: RefSeq, a predicted model, not a curated record
AUGCAGGUGGCAAAAGAGGAUAUGAAAUUAUGCUCACCAGAAAGACUAAAAGAACGUAUCGCGGAACUACGGCUUCAUGCUGCUGAUUUGAAGGAAGAGAUAAGACAGAAGUGGGAAGAAGAACGUCAGAGGCGGGAAGAUGCUCGGCAGGAAAGGGAAGAGGCCAGAGCGACAAAAGAGGAAAAGCUUUUAGAAGAAAGCAUCAGGAUUGCGAAAGAAACCAAAAAGGAUAGCCGUACCAUGCGCGGUAUUGCUUGGGUCACCAUCGCAUUCCUACCAGCAACGUUCGUGACCUCGUUCUUCGGCAUGAAUUUCUUUAAUGGCAUUGCAGGAAACGUUCCAUUCGACGACGCAAGUCGCAAUGUCUGGCUGUUCUUCGUCAUCGCCGUGCCGAUUAGUGGCAUUGUCUUGUUCAUUUUCUACUUCUGGGACGAGUAUGAGAGGAAGAAAGACGAGGGCAAAUUGAGGUCGAUUGAGGAGGCCGCGAUCACGAGUCAAGACAAUGCUGGGAUAGCAAAAUCUACGGGAAACAAUUUGGCACUGUCAGCACUACCAAGCAGAGUAUCGCACGCCUAA